GGGCCUCAGCGGUGACGUCAGCGCGGGGCGCGGCGGAAAGCCUGUGCGGGACGUUCUCGCGUGCACGAGACAUCCCGAGGAAACUGUUCACUCGAGUGUGUUUGUGUGUGCGAGAGAGUGUGUGUGUACGCGGAGGAUCCUCCAGAUGGCUGAUGUCCUCUCUUAAGGAGUUUCCCUCGAUGGAUCCGAUCACCAGCGGCGUGUGAGUGUUCAUGUUAGUCGUUUAGAUGGCUUCUGUUAUCGUCGCUCUGCUGUUGUUCUUCACUCAAAGCCCUUCACUGGCCACCGCUGACCCUGCUGACCCCCCCGCCUCGCGCCGCCUGCCCGACAUCAUCAUCAUCGGCGUGAGGAAGGGCGGCACGCGUGCUCUCAUCGAGAUGCUGAAUCUGCACAGUGAUGUGGUGGCGGCUCCGAGCGAGCUGCACUUCUUCGACUGGGACAGUCACUAUCUGCGCGGCGAGGAUUGGUACGUGUCCCAGAUGCCGCUCGCCCGGCCGGGUCAGCUGACGGUGGAGAAGACCCCGGCGUACUUCACCUCCGCCCGUGUUCCUGAGCGCAUCCGACGGAUGAUUCCCGACGCACGACUGCUGCUGAUCGUGCGCGAGCCGACCGAGCGACUGCUGUCUGAUUACACACAGGUGUAUCACAACCGUCUGGAGAAACACAAGCUCCAGCAGACGCUCGAGACGCUGCUGAUGCACCACGGAGAGCUCGACCUCCACUACAAGGCCUUGAACCGCAGUCUGUAUCACGUCCACAUGCGACGCUGGCUCCACGUGUUCCCCAGGAGCCACAUCCAUCUCGUGGACGGAGACGCGCUGAUCCGAAACCCUCUUCCGGAGAUGAAGAAGGUGGAGGAGUUCCUUCAUCUGGAGCCGCAGAUAAACGCCUCCAACUUCUACUUCAACCAGACCAAGGGCUUCUUCUGUCUGCGCGACCGCCGGCGCGAGCGAUGCCUGCACGGCUCUAAGGGACGCACACAUCCACGCCUCGCGCCUGAACUCCUGCGCAAACUCCACGACUUCUUCCACGAACCCAACCAGGAGUUCUUCCAGCUGGUCGGCCGGACGUUUGACUGGAAGUGAGGAGGAGCGGAUGGAGGAACUGGAACAUCUCGACUGUCGUAGCAUGAGACGAACGUAAUGUGACGAACUCAUUAUUAUAUGAUUAUGACGUUUAGUUUCUGACGAAUCGUUCACCGUGAGAUCUGGAGGUGAAUGGAGUUGGUUUUCAGAUCUGUUUAUCUUAUAUUCAGAUAUAUAGACUUGUGCGUGUGAAAUACAUCUGUUUCAUAUGUUAGUGUGUGACAGUGAUCAUCCAAAUACUGUUUUCCUGCUGCUAAGUUUAUAUCAGUCUGUGUUACAGAAACGUUCAUGAUUUAGUCUAUGUUUUCUGUUUAUUAAAUGUUUUAUAUGAAGGAAUCAUUCAGUAAUAAAGUUAUUUUUGCUAUGA
This is a messenger RNA of Carassius carassius (crucian carp), 1452 nucleotides long. Its product is annotated as heparan sulfate glucosamine 3-O-sulfotransferase 1-like. The record is from RefSeq and is a predicted model, not a curated record. The transcript is spliced from 2 exons. Bases 228 to 1085 code for a protein of 285 amino acids. Gene Ontology annotation, molecular function: [heparan sulfate]-glucosamine 3-sulfotransferase activity. NCBI's taxonomy places the organism in Eukaryota, Metazoa, Chordata, Actinopteri, Cypriniformes, Cyprinidae.